Molecule: messenger RNA, 927 nt
Organism: Trypanosoma grayi
Lineage: Eukaryota; Euglenozoa; Kinetoplastea; Trypanosomatida; Trypanosomatidae
Exons: 1
Coding region: 1-927 (308 amino acids)
Source: RefSeq, a predicted model, not a curated record
AUGGCGCGCGUAACGACGACCACACUGCGGUCACUGAGGAGAUGCAGCAGUGAACUGACGACAUCCGCAGCCGUCUCGUUAACGCGAGUGGUGAGGCCAUGGCUCCUGCACGUUUCGGAUAGAAGUGUAAGUAGCAGUGGAAUGAUUGCCUCCCGCACACGCGCGUUGUCGUCGCGCACGCAGCGGCGAACGAUGGGCCAAAUCCUCUCUAGUAGCGGCGGGUGCAGCGCGGUGAGUUUCGCCACAUGGCCAAUCGCCUUCUUACGCGCGACGUCAAGCCCUGCGGUGUGCUGCUGCUCCUCACGCGCCUGGAACACCGACAGCAGCCACGCCGGCAGCCGCUCCUUCGCCAUGGGGCUCAGCAACGACUUAUCACACGACGCGCAGAGCUGUGCGCUGCAGGCGUGCAGCACAUCCCAGCCGAGCGACACGCCGCCGUCGGCAGCGUGCAUCGUGCGCACCAGUGGGUCGAGCGCGGCCUCAUGUAGACAGUCGUCUUGCAAAGCCCAUGUGAAGAUGUGUGCGGCGCGUGUGUGGAAUGACGCAGCGGCCGCGUCGCGCGCAGGGUCCGCCACGCAGCGAGAAAGGGCCAUGUACAACACCGCACGUCGGAUCUCCUCAGUGUGCAGCUGUUCCUGCUCCUGCUCCCUCCUCCCCUCUGUUGCUGCCCCAGUGUCGGUGGAGGUGAGUUGGCGCCACUGCUGUAGUUGGGCUGCAUUUAGCACGCAGGAUGCCGGCAGCGUUGAUCGCUGCAAGUUCUGCUGCGCCGCGCCAAAGAGAACAUACGAGACGCGGAAAACAGCAUCCACGAAAAGUGGUCGAAGUCCCUCCAUUGAAGACAUGCGAGAGAAACACUGCACAAAUGAGACGAGCAGUGAGCGCAGAAGUAAGUCCGCAGCUGGGUACUCCGGCAAUCCAAUCAUAUGA